UUUGGCCGGGUGGAUACGCGCAGGCAAAGCCAAGGAGCUUUAUCUCCCCUCUCUGUUGGGAUUAUUGCCAGCAAUGGACAGGGAGAGAGAACCGGAGCAGCGGCUGGUGUAUUUUGGUGGCCACUGUUGUAAUCUCGUGGAGCCUCGCGCUGCAGGGACACUACAUUUUUAAAAAUGCCGUAUUAAGAUAACUUUGAUAGUACAUGAAAAGUUACCCACGUGUCAUAGACGCCUUGACGUGUUGGAGUCUAAUAAGAAGUGCAAAUAUGACGACCGAGAUUCCCCAGCAACAUCUGGAUCUUUCCAAUCCUAUCAUGCGCUCCGGCCAGACUGCGAGCGCAGCUCUGCUCAGCGCGCAGCCAGUGGUGGAGAGCAGCAGCAACCCAGCCAAGGGGAAAAGGGGGAAUUCAGGUUUGAGGCGGCCAGAAAAGCCUCCCUACUCCUAUAUAGCUUUGAUUGUGAUGGCAAUACAAAGCUCGCCAUCCAAAAGGCUCACUCUAAGCGAAAUAUAUCAGUACCUUCAGGCGCGAUUCCCUUUCUUCAGAGGAACAUACCAAGGAUGGAAAAAUUCCGUUAGACACAACCUGUCUUUGAACGAGUGUUUUAUAAAGCUGCCCAAGGGGCUGGGUAGACCCGGGAAGGGCCAUUACUGGACAAUCGACCCAGGUAGUGAGUUUAUGUUCGAAGAGGGCUCCUUUCGUCGCAGACCACGGGGAUUUCGUAGGAAAUGCCAAGCUCUGAAGCCAAUGUACAGGAUGGUGAAUGGCAUCGGGUUCGGUGCGUCCAUGCUGCCGCAGAACUUCGAUUUCCAAUCUCCACCAGGCCCGUUAGCAUGCCAUAACAGCUACAACUUAGACUUGAUGGGCAACUCGGUUCCAGGUGGGUUUGAGGGACUCGGAGGAGGGUACCACGUCCCACAUAUGCCAUCAAGCUCCGGGACAUCUUAUAUGGCUGCAUGUCAGUCGGCCUCUAACGCAGACUACUGCCCGGACAGCAGCAGCAGCCCCCUGCAGUCUCCCCCGGCGAUGGACUGUCAGUCUGCGUAUGCAAAUGCUGCUUCGCACUGGAGCGCACCUGGAGUGUCCUCAUACAUCAAACCGCAGUCUCUGGUAUCAAGCAGUCCCAACUCCUCUGCUGUGUCCAAUUACUCUAUGGAUCAGGGUUAUCUGCACCAUAAUGCACGAGAGUCUUCUGACAUUUCAGUGGGAUUGUCUCGAUAUUCCGGACACUCAGCUGCUUCUGUGCGUGACAGGAAGGAAUUUGUUUUGAACUUUAACGGAAUCUCUUCCCUCCAUCCCAGCACCGGAAGAUCUUACUAUCCCCAACCUCAUCACCACCACCAAAGCGUCUACCAGGACGUGAAGCCAUGUGUAAUGUGACAAGAAGAGGCAAACAGUUUCUAUCUGAACUGAAUCCGGGCGAAGAUGAAGUUUUACAAAAUAUUUUCCUCAUGAAGCACCGACUAAGUUUGACAUUUAAAAAAAUAUACAGUUUCUUCAAAUAGUGGUUAUGAUGUGGAAACUUAUGACACUUCAUAUUCUCCUUACAAGUCUGACUUUAUUAAUAAACUACAGGCUGUCUGAAAUGUAUGCAUACCUGAAUAAUUCAUGCACUUACGUUUUGCAAUUGUUGCUGAGUUUGUGCAACAACUGUUGUUUUGAAGGAUAAUUUUGUAUGUGUUAUGCAGGGAAUACAUGUUGUGUUCCAAAAAUUGAAUAUAUAGGUAUUUUCUCUGAAAGAGCACAUAGUACUCUUUGUUUCUUUUUUCUCUAUUUUUAUGCGCUGCAACAAAACCAAAACCUGUUAUCCUGUAUCAAAUCACAUAGUUUUAUAAAAUCACUCUUUAUAUAUGUAAGAGAUUUCCAAACUGUACAACCUGUAGAUGAUUUUUAUCACUCCCUCUGUUUCCCUUUAUUCAAAGGUCUUAGAAGUGUUGGAUUUGAAAAGUUAAUUGUCUGAUUUGAGACAAUAAGAAGCAUAAAAAUAUGUGACAAAAAACAUGUAAAUGCUUUUUUUGAAAUGUCAAAUUAACGUAUUAAACUGACACUGUCACCUCAGUGGGCAUACGUCAUGGAAUAUCACUGUGAGCACUUACAUCUAAUUCUCUCUCCGCAAAGCUGACUUUAGUCCAGUUUAUCGAUAUGGAGUAUAUAUAUAUAUAUAUAUAUAUAUAUAUAUAUAUAUAUAUAUAUAUAUAUAUAUAUAUAUAUAUAUA
Cololabis saira (Pacific saury) is the source of this 2215-nucleotide messenger RNA. RefSeq names its product forkhead box F2a (gene foxf2a). The record is from RefSeq and is a predicted model, not a curated record. Gene Ontology annotation, biological process: animal organ morphogenesis; regulation of transcription by RNA polymerase II. Lineage: Eukaryota; Metazoa; Chordata; Actinopteri; Beloniformes; Belonidae. The transcript is spliced from 2 exons. Gene Ontology annotation, cellular component: nucleus. Gene Ontology annotation, molecular function: DNA-binding transcription factor activity, RNA polymerase II-specific; RNA polymerase II cis-regulatory region sequence-specific DNA binding. The coding region runs from base 204 to 1379 and encodes 391 amino acids.